This is a messenger RNA of Triticum turgidum subsp. durum (durum wheat), 1071 nucleotides long. The record is from the annotation of a GenBank genome assembly. Lineage: Eukaryota; Viridiplantae; Streptophyta; Magnoliopsida; Poales; Poaceae.
AUGGAUCCCUGGGCUUCCUACGGCGCUCACCGCAUCUGCUGCAUUCCAUGUGGACAUGUCUACGGCAGAUCCUGCUUGGAGAGGUGGCUACGCCGCGGCGGCAACACCAGCGCCAAGUGCCCUCAGUGCAGUGAAAGGUUCAAGCACAGGCACAUCAUCAAUCUCUACUCGUCGGUGCAUCUCUGGAACGAUUGCUGCCUCAAAGAGAUCCGAGCUCAAAGUACGAGUUCAAGUUCUUCUGUACACCCUCGUCCACAUGCUAUUUCAGUUAGGAUCUCCCAACUCGAGGCCCGGAUGGAGGAAGAAAGGAGGCUACGGGAGGAAGCCAUGAGAAGGCAAGAGGAGAGGAUAGCGGCACAGAAUCAAUUCUUCGAGGAGAGGAUGGCGGCACAGAAUCAACUCUUCGAGGAGAGGAUGGAGGCACAGAGUCAAUUCUUCAAGGAGCAAAGGGCGGCACAGCGUCAAGACAUCGAGGAGAGCAGGGCGGCACAUAAUCAAUUAUUGGAGGAGAGGAUGAGUCAAGCCAUCAAGGAGAGCAGGGCGGCACAGAAUCAAUUCUUUGAGGAGAGGAUGGCGGCACUGAGUCUAGCCUUCAAGGAGAUGCUGGCGGCACAGAGUCAAGCCAUCGAGGAGAGGAUUAGUCAAGGCAUCAAGGAGAGGUUGGAGGCAGAACGAGCUCUCUACCAGGAGCAAUUCCAGAGUCCUUAUGCUCUCCACGGCAGAAGUCCGCCAUCGAUGCCAAGCCUUCCUCCUCCACGUGCUCCACACACUCAUACGCAUCUAUCAGCUAGAUCGAAUGACCCGGGAGGUGGUACAUCCGCACAUGGUCAAGGAAGCUCAAGCACCCAUCAUGAUGGUGGUACUCCAAGGUUUUCGACUCGACGAGUCGUUCUGGGGUACGAGUCGUGCUGUGCCGCUCUACUAGACGACGACCCCCAUGAAUUUUUUAGCAAUGCUAUCAAUCACACAUAUACAUUGCCAAACCUUGUCAACUUACGGGCACCGCUGAACUCCUGGACAAGGUUUGCCGGUAUGCGAGAACCAGAUGCAACAAUACACGCUCUGCGUUGA